This is a messenger RNA of Mizuhopecten yessoensis (Yesso scallop), 3448 nucleotides long. Its product is annotated as heat shock 70 kDa protein 12B-like. The transcript has 5 exons. Lineage: Eukaryota; Metazoa; Mollusca; Bivalvia; Pectinida; Pectinidae. The record is from RefSeq and is a predicted model, not a curated record. The coding region runs from base 113 to 1867 and encodes 584 amino acids. Gene Ontology annotation, molecular function: ATP binding; ATP-dependent protein folding chaperone.
UGGACUAAACACAUAUAUAUCGUGUCAGGUACAACGUUAUGAACAGAUUAUACAUCAGCUGUGAUAUGAAUACACAUGUCCUCCACACGGUGAAACUGAACCGAAGAUCAGUAUGGAGCUUAAGGACAAUUUCCUGUUGGUUGCCGCCAUUGAUUUUGGAACUACGUACACUGGUUAUGCCUAUUCCACUCUAAAAGAAUUCCAGACCGAUCCUCUGAAAAUUAACAUGAUGACCUGGAAUGCGGGAUCAGGAGGACUUGUGUCUCAGAAAACAUCCACCUGCGUUCUAUUUAAGCCAGAUGGGACCUUUCAUUCCUUCGGAUAUAAGGCUGAAGAUUACUAUACCGAGCUGUAUAUGGAUGAUAAACACAAAGACUGGUUUUUCUUCCGCCGCUUCAAAAUGGAGUUGUACAAAGAUCACAUAAACAAAAACUUCAUGUUAAGAACAUCAGAUGGAAAGGGAAUGUCAGCAAUCACAGUUAUAUCAGCUGUGAUAGGCUACCUGAAGGGACAUUUGAUUGAGGCAAUACACACUCAGGCAGUCGAUGUGUCAGAGACAGAUAUCAGAUGGGUAGUCACUGUACCCGCCAUAUGGAGUGACGCAGCAAAACAGAUGAUGCGAGAGGCAGUUGAAAGGACUGGAAUAGUAAGUAAUCAACUAAUUCUUGCAUUAGAACCAGAAGCUGCAUCGAUGCUCUGUAAAAACCUCCCUGCAGUUGAGCUUUUCUCCGCAGACUACACAGACAAAGUUGAUACUUUUCGGUCAGGAGCGAAAUACAUGGUGUUCGAUGCUGGAGGUGGUACCAUAGAUAUCACGGUACAUGAAGUGUUAAAAGGAGGAUUUUUGAAAGAAGUCCAUGCGGCUAAUGGCGGCGACUGGGGAGGGACCAAAGUUGACGAAGCUUUUGAGGAAUUCUUGGAGAGUAUUGUCGGGAAGGCUGCGUUCCAACACUUCAAGGCUAAUGAGUUACCGAGUGUCAUAGACCUGCACAGGAAUUUUGAGGUAAAAAAAAAGAUGUGCACAGGUGAGGAUAUUGGAACGAAAAUGUCGUUAUAUGUCCCCUGUUCGCUUCUAGAAUCAUUCAAAGAACACAAUCCCGGAAAAUCUAUAGAUGACGCUAGUGCAGUUUAUCACUGUUCAACAGAGGUGGAAUGGAAGCGGGACAAAGUGCGACUUUCACAAAAGAAAACACUAUCUGUGUUUGAACAAUCGUUCAAGCAGAUCAUCGAUCACAUGUCCGAUAUCCUCAGCAAACCGGCGAUUAAAGAUUGUGAGGCCAUCCUGAUGGUGGGUGGAUACUCCGAAUGUCCACUUCUCCAGGACGCCAUCAGAACCGUCGCCGGAGACAUCCGUCUGAUCGUUCCUAGUGAUGCGAGCCUGGCCGUACUGAAGGGAGCCGUGAUCAACGGACACUGUCCGGACACUGUGUCAGAGCGGGUAUGUAAAUACACAUACGGAACAGGUUGCAGGCAGAUGUUUAUAAGAGGAGUACACAGAGUAGAUUAUCUUGUAUUAACUGAAAGAGGGGAAAUAAGGUGUGAAAAUUGUUUUUCAUCAUUUGUCAAAAAAGGCACACACGUCAAGAUUGGUACAUCUUCGUUUACUAAUACUUUCAGUGUGGCUACCUCAGGUCAAACAGGUAUGUGUGUUGAACUGUAUGUCUCAACGUCUGUUAACCCAUUGUAUAGCACAGAGGCAAGUUGCCAGAAGAUAGGAGCAAUCACGUUGGAUAUGCCUGAUACAUCGUUGGGUCUUGACAGAGGAGCAUGUGUAACGAUGUAUUUCGGGGGAUCAGAGGUCGAACUCAAAGCCGUUGACAAACAUACCGGAAAUGAGAUACGAGGCUGUUUUGAUCUUCUCGGAUAGUAUUAUGUUCUUCGGGGUUUAGCUGCGGAUGAAUUAAUGUGUUUAAUUUUGUAGUGCCCUCCGUUUUAUUUAUAUUUCGAUUUCGAGGGCAUUCCAUUCAUUUUAUAUUAUAUCAGUGGAGAUGACAUUGUAACCAAGGGUUGAUCUAAAGCCCAAAAGCGUUUACCAGUUCUCCCCUCACACAAGGCAAUUCUAAACAAACACAUAUUUAUGUUUAUUUGAUCAUUGUGCUGUUAUAUGGAAAACAAUAGGACAGUUUUAAACAACAUUGCAUAAAAUAUCCAUUAUAAACUGAAAAAGUAGAAAUUUUCACGGUAUGGCUCUUCAAACGAAUCGCGGUGUUAAACGUUCUUGUGACGGCAAUGAUUCUAAACCUAUAUAAUUGUUAGCUACAUAAUCCACAAGUAACUAUUUGCAUGUAGAUAUUUUCGCACUCAUUUACUCAACGCGACAAACGCGAUAAUGUCCACACCGCGAAAAUUUCCACUUUUACAGUAUGUAGUUUUAUUAAGUGGUAUAUAUAUACGUAGAGAUUAAAUACAUUAUUUUUUAAUGUUUUUGUACACGACAAAUAUGUUAUGUGUUUAGUGUUACUGUUCAUCAGACAAUGUGGUAUCUGGUCAUUUUGAAAAGCGCAGAUGCAGUAUGUCGGUGAGAUCAAACGCCAGACUUUUCAACAUGCCGAGACCUACAUGAAUGGCCAAGCAUGCUGUUCUUAUUUUCCACUAACAAACUUGAGUAACCAGUGUUGACAAUGAACGAUACCUAAUAAACCAUAUACGUGUUGUUAUUUCAGAUAUUAUAUAUUUACAUAGAGAAUAUUAAAUGGUAAAAUCCAUAUCACAUGCCAUAUCAGCCCGAGGACCACAUAUCAAACCGAGGGCUGGAAACUUGCUUUGGCAUUGAUCAUAUACUUCAACACUGAAAGGUAAAUUCAACACAAAUUCAAUCAAACAAAAACUUAAUACAUGACAUCUCAGUAUAGCUCGGGUUGUUGUGCCGCAGGUUGUUUUUUCUUCUCUGUCUCGAGACAGAUUGUUCGUGUUAUUAAGAUCAUCAAGAUCCAGUAUCCAAUUAGCCAGUGAAUUUAGAAUUAUGUCACCUUCAGUAUUUUUUACCUGACCUCAUCAGUGACCUUCGUAUCUGAUGUAAACAAAUCAGUGGUAGUCUAUGCGCAUAUAACUCUAGAGGUGUUCUGCACCUGUAGAGUUCCGAAAGUCGUGAUAUCCAUUUUUAUGCAUUUCCUGUCUAAUAUGUGAUAUGCAUUUCCCAACCGCCGGUCUGAUAUGGGUCACGUGAAUUUGCAGCAUAUAGUUCUCAGUAUAUGACAAACGCUAGUAUCAUUGUCUACUGUUAUACCUAAUUAAGUAUCGUUUAUCAUUGUCUACUGUUAUACCUAAUUAAGUAUCGUUUAUCAUUGUCUACUGUUACCCUAAUUAAGUAUCGUUUAUCAUUGUCUACUGUUAUACCUAAUUAAUCGUUUAUCAUUGUCUACUGUUAUACCUAAUUAUGUAUCGUUUAUCAUUGUCUACUGUUUACCUAAUUAAGUAUCGUUUAUCAUUGUCUACUGUUUUACCUAAU